Molecule: messenger RNA, 410 nt
Organism: Ilex paraguariensis (yerba mate)
Lineage: Eukaryota; Viridiplantae; Streptophyta; Magnoliopsida; Aquifoliales; Aquifoliaceae
Source: the annotation of a GenBank genome assembly
AUGGCAGUGAAUUACCUAGCUUCUCCACGGAGGAAACAGAGUGGAUUAAAGGCAGUAUUGACUUCAUUGGAAUUAAUCAUUAUUCAGCAAUAUAUGUCAAAGACUGCAUAUAUUCUAGCUGCAACCAGGCUGGGAAUCGUACGAUCCAGGCUUGUAGAGACAACUGGAGAGCGAGAUGGAGUUCCUACUGGAGAACCAACAGGAAUGCCAGCAUUUUUUGUAGUUCCAAGAGGCAUGGAGGAGAUCGUCAACUAUCUUAAGAACAGAUAUCGUAACAAGCCUAUGUUUGUGACUGAAAAUGGUUAUUCUCCGCCAGAGAAAGAAGAGGCACAAGUUCAAGACGUACUGCAUGAUGUGAAACGAAUUGAAUUUCACAAAGGAUACUUUGCUUCCUUGGCCCAAGCAAUAAG